Messenger RNA from Sphaeramia orbicularis (orbiculate cardinalfish), 1462 nucleotides. RefSeq lists its product as uncharacterized. The record is from RefSeq and is a predicted model, not a curated record. The transcript is spliced from 7 exons. Bases 156 to 1136 code for a protein of 326 amino acids. Lineage: Eukaryota; Metazoa; Chordata; Actinopteri; Kurtiformes; Apogonidae.
GGGGGGCGGAAUUGUGAAAGAGCUUUCCUGGAUAGAGUUACAUCGCUCAGCAUUUGGAGAACAGGGCUCACGUUAAAGCCGGGAAAAAUGUCCAAGUGAACAGGACGCAUCUCUGACCCAGCGCGAGACCCCCACACACAAAAAUAAAAACUAGAAUGCUUCAACUGGGAAGUUUGUUUACUCCGUUUCAACUCAGCCCCAGAGCUCCAGAAAGUGCUGGAGGCGUCAAACAAACUCAGACAUUACCUGAGUUUUUGCAGCACGUCAGGAAACUCACCGGGCUGAGAAAGGAAGAUGUUUACUGUAACCUCCGCAUCCCUGAUCAGAGUCAGGAGGCCAAAGACGACAUUAACAUUGUUAUUCUCACAGGUCAGGGGAUCUUUUGCAUAGAUGUAAAACCCUGGAGAGGGACAGUGUCCACUCAAAACCAGAAGUGGCAAAUCCAAGUGAAAGAAGAGGACCAAAACUUCACAAAUACCUGCAUCGAGCAGACUGAAGAUCCCCUCAAAGCUCUCACAACCAAGAUGGCUCACUUAUGUCACCAUCUGAAGAGGAGUGGGGUAUCUGUGCACCAAAACCUCUUCUUCCCCAGGGUCAUCUUCCUCUCUCCAGACUGUGAGCUGGAUGAGGAGCUGAGGAAGAGGAGGGAGCUGGUCUCCUACAGCCAGAUAGACAACUUCCUCAGGUCUUUCAGGGAGGGCUACAUGGCCUGGAUAUCAGACGCUCUGACUCCAUCCUGGCUCUCUGGUCAUCUGUCGUAUAAGCAGAUGGACGCAGUGCGGGAGGUCCUGAGGCGGGUGGGAACGUGGGAUCUGGUGAGGCUUCACUGUGGCGAGCAGCUGAAAGGCGACUACCAGAGCUGCCAGUACAUCGCUGUGAACCGGCAGGAGACAGACACGCUCGAGUUCUCCAGAGUCAAGACCCUGACGGCCGACUCGCUGUGGGCCCUGCUGGGACACACUCCUCAGGUAACAGUUAAAAUGUACAAACGUGGAGCUCAGGGCUGGCUCGGUAAGUCCCUGAGCGCCACCUCCACCAUCCCAUCCAACACCUGUGUGAUCUUCAGGAUCAGCGGCGAGGAGGCAGAUGCUAAAAUCCCAGCAGACACCAUUCACAGCAUCACGCUCAGCAUUUGAGAACCGCAGCUGAGGAAAGGGUCAGUUCACUCAAAUGACCAUGAACAACCCAUACACACCGAUGAAAGAAAGAAAUAGACACCUUAUGUCAUGAUCAUAUCAUUAGCCUCAUAGCAUAAUUACCCAAGUCAUACACUAUAUGGACAAAAGUAUUGGGACAUAUUGAAUUCAGGUGUUUUUCUAACAGGGGUCUCGGAUAUAAAAUAAUGACAAGUGUUGCAGUAUAGUUCUCUAUUGUGAUAAAUAUCAUACUGAUUAUUAAUAUUAUUGAUGUUUUUAUCUCAAAUCAGCAUGAACAGGAGAUCUUACUGCUGAUGUGUCCCAAU